Messenger RNA from Uranotaenia lowii, 4021 nucleotides. Its product is annotated as isoleucine--tRNA ligase, cytoplasmic-like. NCBI's taxonomy places the organism in Eukaryota, Metazoa, Arthropoda, Insecta, Diptera, Culicidae. The record is from RefSeq and is a predicted model, not a curated record. Gene Ontology annotation, biological process: isoleucyl-tRNA aminoacylation. Gene Ontology annotation, molecular function: aminoacyl-tRNA deacylase activity; tRNA binding; ATP binding.
GAGCUGUCAUUUUUCUCCCCCAGCCGGUCUGCGUGUUGUGCAAAUUUCUGACGAAAUGUGCUAGUGGAAUUUAUAAGCAUAAAAUUGCCUAUUUUCCCGUAUUUUCAAGUUGAAGAGUCGUGUAUUCACCGGGAGUGACUAGUGCAUCGUUAAAGGGUUUGAUAUUGAGUGGUUUCCGGUUGAAAUCCAGUCGAUUGAAGACGCAUCGGGAUGAAUAAUAUAACGGCAGCAGAUCUGCACCGGCUUCCGGAAACGAUCAACUUUCCGGCCGAGGAGGAAAAAGUGCUUCGCUACUGGAAAGAUGAAAAGGUGUUCGAGACUUGUCUGAAGCAAUCGAAAGGCAAACCGAGGUACACCUUCUACGAUGGACCACCAUUCGCAACCGGACUACCCCACUACGGGCACAUCCUGGCCGGUACGGUGAAGGACAUCGUUACUCGGUACGCGCACCAGCAGGGCUACCACGUGGAGCGUCGCUUCGGCUGGGAUUGUCACGGUCUUCCGGUGGAGUACGAAAUCGACAAAACUCUUAACAUCCGCGGUCCGGACGAUGUGGCCAAGAUGGGCAUCGCCGCUUAUAAUGGCGAGUGUCGCAAGAUUGUGAUGCGAUAUGCCAACGAGUGGGAGGAGAUUGUCGGUCGGAUGGGGCGGUGGAUCGAUUUUAAGAACGAUUACAAGACGCUUUACCCGUGGUACAUGGAAUCGAUUUGGUGGGUUUUCAAGCAGCUAUACGUGAAGGGUUUGGUGUAUCAGGGCGUUAAAGUUAUGCCAUAUUCGACGGCUUGUACGACGGCGUUGUCUAACUUCGAAUCCGGACAGAACUAUAAGGAGGUAACCGACCCGGCGGUUUUCAUUUCCUUCCCGAUUGUUGGUGAUAAGGAUAAAGCUGCUUUGGUGGGCUGGACGACAACUCCGUGGACUUUGCCAUCCAACAUGGCUUGUUGCGUUCAUCCGGAGUUGAUCUACGCCAAGGUGAAAGAACUGAAGACGGGCAAUGUUUACGUGAUGAUGGAGUGUCGCAUUGAGUCGUUGUUCAAGGGACCGGAAAACUACGAAAUUUUGGAACGUUUCCCUGGCGCCAAGUUGGCCGGGUUGAAAUAUGAACCGCUGUUUGAUUACUUCCGAAAAUACGACAAGGUGGCUUUCCGGGUGCUAACAGAUGGAUACGUUACUGAAGAAUCUGGUACAGGUGUUGUUCACCAAGCUCCUUACUUUGGUGAAGACGAUUACCGCGUCUGUUUAGCAAAUGGUGUGAUCACCAGAGAUCAGGAGAUUGUGUGCCCGGUUGAUCCCAGCGGCAAAUUUGUCGAUCCGGUUACCGAUUUUUGUGGCCAGUACGUGAAGGAUGCCGAUAAAAAUAUCAUAAAGUUGUUGAAGGAAAAGAGUCGCUUGGUGCUGGCUAGCCAAGUUAAGCACAACUAUCCGUUUUGCUGGCGAUCGGAUACACCGCUGAUCUAUCGCGCUGUUCCUUCUUGGUUUGUUCGGGUAGAACACAUGACUAAACAGCUGCUGAAUUGCAGUUCGCAGACCUAUUGGGUUCCGGAUUACGUGAAGGAGAAACGAUUUGGUAACUGGCUUCGGGAUGCCCGCGACUGGGCCAUCAGUCGUAAUCGCUACUGGGGUACACCGAUGCCAUUGUGGAUCUCUCCUGAUGGACAGGAAGUCGUUUGCAUCGGAAGCAUUGAAGAGCUGGAGAAGUAUUCGGGAAUUCGUGUUAACGAUCUUCAUCGAGAGAGCAUCGAUCAUAUCGAAAUUCCGUCAGCCAUCCCGGGAAAUCCUCCGCUCCGUAGGGUUCCAGAAGUUUUCGAUUGCUGGUUCGAGUCCGGAUCUAUGCCUUUCGCUCAGAAUCAUUACCCAUUCGAGAAUGCUUCUGACUUCUUGACCAACAACUUCCCAGCUGACUUCAUCGCUGAAGGUAUCGAUCAAACCCGUGGUUGGUUCUACACUUUGCUCGUCGUUUCGACGGCUUUAUUCAACAAGCCACCGUUCAAGAAUUUGAAUUGUACCGGUCUUGUGCUGGCAGCCGAUGGUCAAAAAAUGAGCAAGCGAAAGAAGAACUACCCGGAUCCCAUGGAGGUGGUCAACAAGUACGGUGCCGAUGCUUUGCGUCUGUACUUGAUCAAUUCUCCGGUGGUGCGAGCUGAAAAUUUGCGCUUCAAGGAAGAAGGCGUCAAGGACAUUAUCAAGGACGUUUUCCUGCCGUGGUUCAAUGCUUUCCGAUUUCUGUUGCAGAACAUCGAUCGCUUCGAGAAGGAAGAUAAAGUGGUUUAUCGUUAUGAUGCAGUGAGACACGCAGAAAAACGAUCCACCAACGUGAUGGAUGUUUGGAUUACUUCGUUCAAGGAAUCGCUACUGGAAUUUGUGUCCACUGAGAUGAAGGCUUACCAUCUUUAUACUGUUGUACCGAGGCUGACCAAGUUUAUCGAUCAGCUAACCAACUGGUACGUACGAAUGAAUCGUAAGCGCAUUAAGGGCGAGUUUGGUGUUGAAGAUUGCUAUCAUGCGCUGGACACUUUGUACGAUGUUUUACUAGCCAUGGUUAAGAUGAUGGCUCCAUUCACGCCGUAUUUAACCGAGUUCAUGUUCCAACGUUUGAGACUUUUGAACAAGGAGAAAAUCGAGGGAAGCGUUCACUUCCAAAUGAUGCCAACUUCUAUCAAAAAGUACAUCAAUGAACCGAUCGAAAGGGCCGUAUCACGGAUGCAGGCCGUUGUCGAGCUGGGAAGAGUCAUGCGCGAUAGAAGAACCGUCCCGAUUAAGUAUCCAUUGACGGAAGUCAUCGUUAUUCAUCAGAGUCAGGAAUAUCUGGAUGACAUCAAGUCUUUGCAGAAUUUUAUCUUGGAUGAGUUGAACGUGAGAAAAAUCACUCUCAGUUCCGAUAAGCAAUAUGGCGUCAAAUUGCGUGCUGAACCGGAUCACAAGGUUCUGGGAAUUCGUUUGAAGAAUGAUUUCAAACAAGUUAUUCAAGCUGUUAAGGCCUUAACUGACGAACAAAUUGCACAACAGUUGAAGGUCGGUUUCUUCACCGUUUUGGGCCACCGCAUCGAGUUGAACGAACUACGGUUGAUCUACCAGUUUGAUGAGAAACAAUCCGGUGGUCAAAAUUACGAAGCUCACAGCGAUAACGAUGUUCUGGUACUUCUGGACAUGACUCCAAACGAAGAGUUAAUGAAAGAGGGCGUAGCUCGAGAAAUUAUUAAUCGCAUUCAAAAGCUAAAGAAAAAGGCCAAGUUGAUCCCUACUGAUCCAGUUCUGAUUUAUUACACCGUUAGUAAGCCGGGUGAAAUCGAGAGCGUUGCCAAGAGUCACCAGGAAUUCAUCGUCAACACCGUUAAAUCCCCUUUCCUACCAUUUGGACCGGAAGCCGCUUCGAAGCAAGUGCUUAUUGAAGAAUCCCAAGAACUCAAGGGAGUUCAAUUGAACUUGGUUAUCUGCAGUCCGAAAGACCGCCCUUUCCCGGCCAGCAAAUGGAUCAAUCUACAUCUAGAUGAAAAUAUUCCCCCUAGAUAUCAGUCCACUCUAUCCCGAACUGCAACCCUGCUGCUAACCAACGUCAAUGGAAACCUUCUUACCCUCGAACAACUAUCGCAAGAAAUCAACGCUCUAUUCGGAUUAAACGAUCAACGCUACAACAUUCUGACCUCGAAUGGAAAACCACUCACAAAAAUCGAUCCCUCCCUGCACCAGCAAACCCUCUACAUCACCCGAUCCCAGCAGGUUCCGAAAAACUUUGCCCCCUCCAAAGCACCGUACUGUGCCUUCCGAAACGUGGAGUACAAGGGCCGCAAAACGACAGUGCUGGAGGAAAAUCCCGUCGGAAAUGCCCUUAACGUGAAUCAACUGUGCAAGGGUUUGUUUCCCGAUUCGAAGCAGUUGAAGUUGAAUUGAACCGAUCUUUUUUUACUUUGCUUUUAAAAUCGUCACUUGUUCAUUAAUAAUCGCAGUUAAAACUUAGCAUUAACUCUAAACAAAAAUGAAUUAAAAAUAAAACAUUUAAGUUAUCCGGUUUAUGUCCAAGCAA